Molecule: messenger RNA, 1489 nt
Organism: Pteropus alecto (black flying fox)
Lineage: Eukaryota; Metazoa; Chordata; Mammalia; Chiroptera; Pteropodidae
Gene: CREB3
Product: cAMP responsive element binding protein 3
Exons: 10
Coding region: 146-1234 (362 amino acids)
Biological process (GO): regulation of transcription by RNA polymerase II
Cellular component (GO): nucleus
Molecular function (GO): RNA polymerase II cis-regulatory region sequence-specific DNA binding; DNA-binding transcription factor activity, RNA polymerase II-specific
Source: RefSeq, a predicted model, not a curated record
GGCGGAAGCAAGGGUGCGGCGCAAUCCGGAGGAAACGGACGAACUGCGUAUGAGUUCCCUUUUAGUCUCUGAUCCUUCCUUUUUCUAGCUUGGGGCGAAGGCGGAGCCGGUUCUCCAGAAUGUCCGCCCUCAGGGUGUGUACGGUAUGGAGUUGGCGUUGGACCCGGAUGACCAGGACCUGCUGGGCUUCCUGCUGGAGGAAAGCGGAGAGUUAGGGGCGGUGCCCAAAGAGGCCAUGGAGGCUCCAAUGAGCUGGGAGUUACCGCUUUCCCAGGCACUGAGCGAUUGGGACAUAGAGGAUUUCCUGAGCUCUCUGCAGAGUCCCCCAGCAUCGUUGAGCGUUCUCAGCAACUCGAACCCCUGUCUUGUCCACCAUGAUCACACCUAUUCUCUCCCACAGGAACAUGUUUCCAUAGAUCUAGAUAGUGAGAGCUAUGGAAAAGAGGGGGCCCUGAUUCCCUUGCAUGUGGAGGAGCCGUCAGAGCAGGAGAUGGUUAGGCUGAUACUGACAGAUGAGGAGAAGAGGCUAUUGGAGCAGGAGGGGAUUACUCUGCCUGGGACUUUUCCUCUCACUAAGAUGGAGGAACAAGUUCUAAAACGAGUGCGGAGGAAGAUUCGAAAUAAAAAGUCUGCCCAAGAGAGCCGCAGGAAGAAGAAGGUGUAUGUGGGAAGUUUAGAAAGCAGGGUCUUAAAAUACACAGCCCAGAAUCUGGAGCUACAGAACAAAGUACAGCUCCUGGAGGAACAGAAUCUGUCUCUCCUGGAUCAGUUGAGGAGGCUCCAGGCCAUGGUGGUUCAGAUAGCAAACAAAACCAGCAGCAGCAGCACCUGUGUCUUGGUCCUGCUGUUCUCCUUCUGUCUCCUCCUUGUACCCGCUAUGUACUCCUCUGACACAAGGGGGCGCCUGCCAGCUGAGCAUGGAGUGUUAUCCCGCCAGCUUCGUGGCCUCAGUGAAGACCCUCACCAGCUGGAACUGCCUGCCUUGCAGCCAGAGGUACCAAAGGACAGCUCAGACCGAGAGCUCCAGGCUCCUGGCAAUUCUUGCCUGUUCUACCACAUGCCUCAGGCUCUUGGUACAGAGCCUCCCAUGAAGUUGCCACUCCCUGACCCCUUCUCAAAGUCCCCCCGCCCAGAUCCCAUCCUUUCCCUGCAUGCAAAUCUCACAAGAGAGGGAGAAUGGGUACCUGCUCACAGCUCCAUAUGUGUUAUCUUACAAGGCAGACACUUAGGCUAGAUGUGAGGCUUGGGGCCUCCAGUCUGUGUCAGAUUAAAAGGAAUGGGGGAAGGCUAGUCUCAGCUCCUGUGCCCUGUCAGGAAACCUGAGGGCUCAAACACACCACUUUUACUGGCUUUCUGGGCCUUUUAUUUGUACCCGUGUAUGUCCAUCACCCCAUGAAUGGGCCUGGGGGAAUCAGCUGACCUUUUUGAACAUUUCAUGCAAUAAGGGGGUGGGGUGAGGAAAGAAAUAAAUAAGUGAUUGUGAUGUUUA